AGAUAGUGAAAUAAAAAAAGAAAAUAAACAUACGAUCGAUUAGGAUGGAGAAGUAAAAGAGCACGAAACAUUCAUCCUGUUUUUUACAAAUUAACCAGCUGAUAUCGAUUGAUCAGAAACUGAGUUACGGUGCAGCUUUCAUAUCUAGAUGCAAUUAUUCUUCACGGAUUAUUAUCACAUUACAGCUAUCGUUAGCUAUCUUGUCGAUAAAAGUGUUCGAUCUUAUCUUCUCCACGGACCGGAUAAAACACAAUUAGUGCGGUUUAGACGGAAAUUGGCGUAAACACCUUAAACCACACAGAAACGAAGUGUUUGUGGUCAGUCACGCAUCGGUCUCCGCAAUAAUGGUACUAAUUUGCGUUCUGCUUCUUACUUGCUUUUGUGCACAUAUCACGGUACAUGGUGUGACCGGCAGUCCAUUGUCGGCCUUUGUCACCGUUGCAGAUUUGGGACCAACCCAUCCGAUGGAUAACCCGGACUGGGUGCCCCCUACGGGACCUACCAGAGAAAAGGAUCGUGAGUACUGGCAGGCUAGUGGGCAAGCCCGACUACGUCGUCAACUAGAGCAUAGCAAGCAAAACCUUGCCGUGGCCAAAAACGUAAUCAUCUUCCUGGGAGACGGCUUGUCAAUACCGACGCUCGCUGCCACUCGAAUGUACAUGGGCGGCGAAGAGUUGGAGCUUUCCUUCGAAACGUUCCCCCAUACGGGACUCGCGAAGACUUACUGCAUUAACUAUCAAGUGUCGGAUUCAUCCUGUACGGCUGCCGCCAUCCUGACGGGAGUGAAGAACAAUUAUGGCACCAUCGGGGUCAGUGGUCAUGUGCCGCUAAAGAACUGCCCACUCAGUUUGCAGGAGUCGAACCGUUUGACAUCAAUACUGAAGUACGCCCAGGAGGAUGGUCGCUCGACGGGCAUCGUCACUAAUACACGAAUAACCCACGCAACACCGGCCGUUGCGUACGCCGUCUCCGGGGCACGCUACUGGGAAGAUGAUACGGAAUUGCCUGCGGGCUGUGUAGACAUUGCCGCGCAGUUAGUUCAUGGCGAUAUCGGGACAAACCUUACCGUGGCACUCGGUGGUGGAUCAAGACAUUUCUAUCCAACUGGCACGUUCGAUAGUAAUGGCGAACCGGGAAGACGUACGGAUGGUCGCAAUCUCGUGACCGAGUGGAUCGAGCUAACAGCAGCACGUGAACAGCGGGCCCAAUUCAUACAUGACCGGGCAGGACUGUUGGCCGUCCAACCCGACCGGGUGGAUCGGUUGUUUGGAUUAUUCAACGGAAAUCACAUGUCUUAUAGAAUGCUGGCCGAUCAGCUACGUGAACCAUCGCUCGAAGAAAUGACGGUGAAAGCAUUGGAGAUACUUCAACGCAACGAUCGUGGAUUUGUGUUACUGGUAGAAGGUGGACGCAUUGAUCACGCACAUCAUGAUAAUUUGGCGAAGCUUGCGUUAGAUGAGACAGUGGAACUACACCGAGCCGUCGAGCGUACAGUUCAGCAUCUGGGUGACAACGUACAGGAAACUUUGCUGCUAGUGACGGCGGACCAUUCGCAUACGUUCACGAUCGGAGGAUAUCCGGUGCGAGGUAACGAUAUCCUCUCGACCGGAGAUUUUUCGCGCUUCGACCGGAUGCCGUUCUUCACGCUGACCUACGCGAACGGUCCUAGCUAUUCGGACCACUUCUAUGAAACCGGUGGCCGCAGGAAUCCGGACGACAUGCGGGACCGAUAUCACGAUCCGGACUUCACGUAUCCGGCCGCCGUACCCUACGAGGACGAAACGCACGGUGGGGAUGACGUGGCCGUGUUUGCCCAAGGCCCUUGGGCACAUAUUUUUAGCGGUCUCUACGAGCAGCACGUCAUCGGACACGGACUGCUGUAUGCCGCCUGUCUUGGACCGGACACGUUCCAGCAAUCGGAUGCGUGCCGGGAACGUUUACGAGGUGGAACGGCGGAACCGCUUCGCGCGGUAAAACAUUUACUGGUGAUGCUCCUCCUGUUCGGAUAUCUACGAACACAUGCAUUUUAGAUAGUGUAGUAUCAACCGCGCAGGGAUAAUGCUUAUAAGAAAUGCUAAACAUUGAGGAAGAAACGAACAAAACAAAAGGUAAUAAAUUUAUUGUAACGGCUUGCGAAACGUGCGAUCGGAAAUUAUUUACAACCAAAAUACCAAUGAGUUUCCCUUCGCAAAGAAACGCUUCAGUCUAUGCAAAAGGGAAACCGGUGAAUGUACCGUACCGAUAAACAAAAAACACAACUUUUCCGAUAACAAACGACAGUUUUUACUUUACGGUUGGCAAACUUCGCGCCGAUCCUUGACCAAGCGUGGGCUCCACGCCCAAACAGCAAAAAGCUUGCGGAGAACAAUGUGAACUGUUUAAAUAUUUGAUUGCUUCUAUCCUAUCACUUUUCUCAGCUCGUAGUCAUUUUUUCGUGUUUAUUUUCUUCUUCGUUCUUUAUACACACACACACACACACACACACACACACACACACACACACACACACACACACACACACACAAAGCAUCCCCCCCCUCCGUUCCGAUCCACGUCGGGAGAGAAAAGCGCAAACUUUCUAUUUCAGUGCGCCAUUUUGCUAUUUUCAUGCAACAACGCGGACGGUAAUCGAUUCCCUGAUCUGGUUCGGGGCACCUGUAGGCCUUGCGAAACCGUAAUUAAUCAAAAAGUUUUUCCCACGGCCAACCCACCGAAACUUACGGACGCAAGGGAUUCGAGAACAAAACGACACCACGCAAAAGGCUGCCUUUGCCACGCUCUGGCUACAUUCUUUGCCACAGAGUGAAAUUAGGAUCGCCUAAUGAAGUACCUCCGCUUGGUGCAAUCAAUCGAUUCGUACCGCGCCAUUGCUAAAUGCUUUCCAGUGAAACUGUGUGCACUUUCUGGGCAAAAAAAACGUUUGUAGCUGACCGUCUGGGCCAUCUAGAGAAAACGAGCGAACGGGAACUUAGAACUUACUAACACAAAUGGACAUUUCCCUUCGAUUCCAGUGAAGCCAGUAGGUGGGAGAAAAAUGUGGAUACGGUUCCAUUAGUUGAACGUGUCCGUCUAACAACUGACCGCUAAUCCGACUCAAAUUCCGCACCACCACCUGCAGGUGCGUUGGUCACUAUCCAUCAUUCUGCGCGUGUCAGAAGUUUUGCUGUUCGCCGUUUCAAAUCCGUACCCGAUACGUGCAGAUUGCUUUGGCAUUUGUGAAGCUUUCGCUCACGCUUGUUCCGAUACUUUUGGCACAGCGUGAAGCAAAUGAUUGGUUUCAUAAAAAAACGACUUCUUACAGGCCACCUCCCUUGAUCCCUGGUUAGUGUUUGUGGUUGAUUUAAGAAAUUGAUUUCUGUCCGCCCGUUACAGUAGCAGCGCUGUGUGACGAACUUCCACGAUAGAAGGGAAAAAUGAUUUUCCUAUAAUAGCAUUCAGUCAAUUGGCUGAUCUUUCUUGUGUGUACGAACACGUUUAGUAUAACACUAUUUUUAAAAAGCAAAUUAUCACUCCAAAGUAUAGUGAUGUACUGUUGUGAAUUUUGAUAUGUGUAACAAAAUCUACUAUUAUGAAAUUUUUAUAACAAUUUUAACAUGUACACCACUCGUGUUACGGAUGCAAAACAAAUUAGUACCUCUACAUCUCUAUCCGUAAUUCAAUCCGAUCAGUGCCGUAAAAUUGUGCCCGUCUUAUCAAGGUUCCAUCAUCCAAUAGCGCUCUUCAGUGUUCCCAGCAAAGGGGAAACAACAUAAGAUCAAUUACUUUCACUCGAACAAUUUGGUAAGACUUUCGACAAACCAUCGAAUACACGGUGAAGAGAGAGUUUCGUUCUCAACACCCUCGGCGUACUUUCUUUUAUCCUUUUCGCUAACGGAACGCAACGGGCAGGGUGACGACGACCGUAGCGUUCAAACAAGGCGCUUGAUUUGAAGUUCUUAUACCGUCGGUACCGUGCCAUGGCCGGAUCCACGGUUCGGCGCUUGGUUGGGCACAAGUUUGAUAUUAAAAAUCAUAAUUAAUGAUCUUAAUUAAAAUAAAGUCAUCAACGAACAAAACGAAGAUGAUGGCAGCCUUCUGCCCGUAGCCAACUUCUAUUCGGUUCGGAGGUCCAGAUAAACAACAUGCAUAAAAAAGCCAUCUACAGAUGCACAAUCUACCCGGGUAUGAGUUGAUCCGGUUUGAUUUAGAUUUUUUUUUUCGCUCCUAUUCUUCUUCCACGUAGCUCUUCGGCUUUGAUAAUCCAUCCAUCUUUACAUCACCCUACUAAAUAGGGACCGUUGGGAAGGGUUCUGUCCUGACCGUAUUCAAACGCUCCAUCGUAGUUGAUGAUUUCUUUUUAUGUAAUUAAAAUUGUGCUUUCGUUUUCACUUGUUUUCGUGGUCAGUCCCUUACCAAUACGAACUUAACGGAACAUCACAGCUGUAUGUGUGGAGAGUCAUGAAGGUUUUUCACCCAUACUUAUCGGUCACCGACGUUCAUCAUUGCAAAGGCUCACAAGGCAGACAACAAAUAAAAAGCACUUCAAAAAGUAGCAACUCAAAACGAAUUGUGCAUUGCCAUGCCCAAACAAGCUUUACUUUCGGUUUCCAUGAUACUCAUUAUCCGAGCUUUUUAUCUAUAAAGGAUAAUAAUACCUGAGCAUGUCAUUUGAAAAGAUUUGCUCUCCGACCCUUUUUUCGACUACUAAAACAGGAACUUCUUUGUAAGGCGUGAACAAUUUCUAUCCUUAUACUGCCAAGGGAUAAACGAUACCGACUUGAAACGGUUAAGCAUUCUUCUUAAUAACUCCUAUCAACAGAAUAACAAACCAGAAUUUAGGCUGGCAGUAUUUUAAUAAUUUCAUAAAAUUCAAAAUGAGUGAAAAAAUUGUUAUACCUAAUAUGAUUGUCUUUAUUUCUUUAAUAGUUUUUAAUAGUAAAAUUAUGUUCAAUUAUGGUGGGAAGUCGAUUGUUCGUGCUUAUUGGGAUUAAGUCGCUGUCGGAUGGGUGAAUAACACGGAUAAUAAACAUAUGUCUUUUAAUUGAUAAAUAUUAGUCUAUAAUAUGUGAUGGGUCCGGUAGGCAUGAGGGCGGUCCGGUGGUGCAUGUGAUAAACGGCGCCAGUCCACACGGCCGGACCGGGUUCAAAUCCCAUCCGGACCGUUCCCCCGUAGCAAGGACUGACUAUCCGGCUACGUGGUAAAAUAAGUCUAGUAAGCCAGAAAUGGCUGGCGUGACCUGUAAGGUCGUUAAGCCAAGAAGAAUAUGUGAUGGGUGGAUUUUUUAGUGCACGACAAUAUUUUUCUAAGCCGUUUAUCGUUCAAGAGAAAUGUUUAAUUCUAGGACAAACUUGAGUAAUUUGCAAAACUCACUAUUAAGGCCUUUGCAUAUUAUUUGCCAUCAUCGGUUUUGCAUUUAAUGAGUUAAAAUAAUUAUAAUUGCGUCAAAUGGCAUGAAAAAAAGCACAUACGCAUUAGGAAUUAGUAAUGAUUUACACCAGUUAAGGAUAUUUUUUUACGAUGAACUAAUGAACUAAGUCAAUUGAAUAAGCAAUUAAGCAAUUGAAACCCUAGAGAAAUUAUAUCUACUUACGAUAAGAGAAGAGUUUAUAGUGAAUAUAUUUUAUAUAAUAUGAGAACCCUAAUUAGUCACCGUAUUUCGUAUACCAUCCAGACCGUACCCCCUGGCAAGGACUGACUAUCCAGCUACGUAGUACAAAUAAGUCUAGUAUACCAGAAAUGGCAGGCAUGACCUAUGAAAGUCCGUAAAGCCAAGAAGAAGAAUAAUAUUUUGCAUUAAGAACCCGCAAUCGUAUUUAGAACGGGUUUUAUAAAUAGUUAGGAAUGAAACUGUUUUAAAGCAUUUCAAAGUAUUGUAUAAGUAAAAUAGUAGAAUGUGUCACUUGUUCAUAGAAAAGCACUGUAAAUAUUAGAUCAGUAAUUGAAUAUGACAGGGAACGUUUAAGUAGUAACGUAAUUAAUCGCUAGCAAAAGCCGUAAUUAUCGAAUUUAUUUAAAUAAAUAAAUAUUAUUUUACCGACAAGAGGGUGUCGUAUCUAAUUAGGCAAAGCAUCAAAAAGCAUAACCAACAUACAAACAUGCUUAGAAUACAUUGGCGGGAUUUCCAUUUAUCGCUAAAUAUUUUUUAGGCAUAAUGUAGCUGCUUUCUGACGGUUCGGAGAAGGAAAAGUCUUCCAACCAAAAAGAAUUAUAUCCUAGUUUAAAUCAUCAUUUGCUAUAAGCAAGACGGCCUGGUCCUUUUUUGGAAUAAAAAAUAUAGAAAUAUAAUUUUAAAAAUCAUCCUUUUUCAUCCAGACCGGCAACAAACGACUUGUUCUGACUUUACGAAUAAAAAAAUACAUAUCCCUCCACCGUUUUGGAUACAGUAUGCUUAUGAAACAAAGUUCCAUCAUUUUGCAACGUUUAUUCGUAGCUUCACCGCGUUCAUUGAAAUCAUUAAUUAAACUACAAAGUACAACCAAAUCCAGAGUUCCUUCCCAUCAAAUCUAAAAAUAGCCAGCACAGAUACGAAAAGAGACCAGGCAAUCCAACAAGCGAAGACGAUAAGAAUUUCCAUUUAAUUGAACUAAAUUCUCGGCUGAAUACCAUUCCUUCGAUUUCUAAUUCCCGACGAUGAGUAAUCGAACAGAAUCAAAACCAUUCGCCAGUCCUUUCAUUCAUCCGGUCAAAUUCACACAUUCCAGCAUCACACCAGGAAGCGAAUACACCAAAAACCCUCCCGCCCCCAGAGUACCUUUAUUGUGGAAGAAUCCUCCGUCAAGAUUACAGGCGCGGAUCGUUGAGCAGUAGCAGCGGUUUGGGCCAACUUCUCAAACACUUCCGUUUUGCCCGAUGAGCGAGCGAUUAUGCAAAUAGGCGGGGAGAGGGAAUUGAAAGCCUUUGAUCAAAUGUGUAAUGAAAUAACCGCGCAUAAAAGCAGGCAUCCAUGCUAGUUAAAGCUUUGGUCAGUGUGAAUUGCUUUGUUCGAUUCGCUGGUGAUGCUGGGAAAUUUAAUCUUCAAAUCUUUAGCAAAAUGCACUACCGCCGUCGACCGAUGUUGCGUUUGCAAAGGUGCUCCACUCGUAACACCACAAUCAGUUGACAUUAUUUACACAAGACUCAGGCACGAACGAGAAAUUCAGCGUACCUUGGAGUACACACAGCCAUCAGCCGUUGGAAAGCGAUCCGUUCAUUGGGCAAUGGAAGGAGAUUUUGUUUACUUUGCGUUGGUUUACCCUUCGCAUGGUCCAACCGGGACCGAGUAACCGUGACCAGUAAUCAAGGAUGAGCUUUGUCGAAUACUGUCCCGAGCGCAUCGUCGUAUGACGUCUCGCAGAUUAAUUUAAACCACCAGUAUGGCCGGCUGGGAAGACAAAGACAAACGGUCAUUAUUUGGCGGGCGGUUACGGAACCGCGCGAUCUAGGACCAAGGGGAUCAUCGUACUCCACGGUUUCUCCACCACCUUGCACACCAUAUGCUCAGUGCCGGACGUGCUAGUGCCAUACCUUUUCCUGUCGACACACCAGCGCAACUGAACCGUGAACCGAUAGAUAAUCCAGUGCUGUCCGAAUGUCCGGUAAAGCUCAUUUCUUGAUUAGAUAUGCAAAUUGAUUCAUACCGCUGCUAUAAUACUGCACCGGUGUCUGGUAAAUCGGAUCCCUGUCAGAGCAGCUUUAGCGUGUCCUUUCGUUACCAUGUACACGGUUUGCCAGCCCACGGUACAGUACUGUGUGAACCAUCAGGUAAUAAUGGCGU
This is a messenger RNA of Anopheles funestus (African malaria mosquito), 7733 nucleotides long. Its product is annotated as alkaline phosphatase-like. Gene Ontology annotation, biological process: dephosphorylation. Lineage: Eukaryota; Metazoa; Arthropoda; Insecta; Diptera; Culicidae. The transcript has 3 exons. The coding region runs from base 345 to 2030 and encodes 561 amino acids. The record is from RefSeq and is a predicted model, not a curated record. Gene Ontology annotation, molecular function: alkaline phosphatase activity.